UAUCCGAUAUCAAUUGCGUCGUUUAAACUUGUCACAGCAAUGGCGUUACACAAAUAUGUGAAUUGCAAUAUUUAACUAGUUAAGACUUAAUGGAAUGAUCAUUUCUGUUGAAUUGAAAGUAUGGAUAAAUGAACUAAUGUUUCAGCAGCCAUUUUAGAGUUUGAAUAAAAAGUAACUUGAAGAUAGGAGAAGAAAAAUGGCUACGGGAGGAUCCUCCAUAUAUACAAGGGAUCUGACCUGAUUCAUGACUAUAGUUGUUCCAAGUGUGAGGAAGAUGACUUAAACACUGAAGCCCAGCACUUCUGUCCACAAUGUGAACACUAUCUGUGUGACAAGUGUGUGAUCAUGCACAGGAGUUAUUUCAAGAAGCAUACUGUGUAUGGGCGUGGAGACAUUCAGAAGUGGGCGAGGUUUUCCAUGGACAGAUGUGACUAACAUGGCAACACGCUGGAGGUCCACUGUGAUGACCAUCAGGAACUUUGUUGUCAUGUGUGCGUGGCUCUCAACCACAGACUGUGCAGCAGCAUUAGUCACCUGCCUGACCUUGCGAGAGGCUUCCUCGAAACUAAAGAGUUCAAGCAGCUUCCAGUAGCUGUGGAAAAAAUGAAGAGCAGGAUAGAUGAGCUCAAGAAGACCAGUCUGAAAGACUUAGCCUCACUGAAGGACUCCCACAAAAGCAUCAUUGUUGAAAUCAAGGCUCUCCGCACUGAGGUUAACAGAAUCUUUGACAAGCUUGAGAAAAUGACAGUUGAACAAUUAGAUAGAAUGAUAAACGAUCUGGAAAAGGGUUUGAAAAAUGAUUUGGAUAGCUGUGCCAAUAUGCAUGACCAACUCAAAACCAUGAUGGAAAAGCUACAGCAGAUUACUGACAAACACAAGAAUAUCAGUCUGUUUAUUGGCUACAAAAAGUGUAAGGUCAAGUUGGGUGAAGCCAACGUUACAGUGCAAGAUAUACAGAAAAGGCCAAAACAAGUAUUACGGUUCAAAUCUGAUGAAAGUCUAUUGCAGUUUUUAAAAAACCUCAGCAGCCUUGGCAACAUUGAAACUGUUAGUUCCUUGCCAAAAAGAACAGAUGGUGAUCAUGUGUACAACGCUCAGAGUUCAGGUGAAUAUAAUGUUAGAAUAAAGGAGGAUCAAAAUAUCUGCACUAUUUCAGGUAUUUGUGAGUUACCCAGUGGAGAUUAUGUUAUAUCCGACUCUAACAACAAAAGAGUGAAACUUCUGAACAGAAAGUACCAGGUCAUUGCUCAUUGUGAUCUUUCUACAGUUCCUAAUGACUUGUGUCACACUUUUGGAAAUGAAGUAGCUGUAGCCGUUGAUGAUUGUAUUGCUAAACAUGAAGUUCAUUUCCUCAUAAUGUCCAGAGGGAAGCUACAUGCAGGGAGAAGGUUCACUACAGACCACCAGUGCAACUGCGUUAGCCACCAUCAGGGCCAGCUGUAUAUUUCUUCCAAUGAUGCACUGCACCAGAACACCAUAAGUGGAAUACUGGUAAAAAGAUUUAUGAAGACAAGUCUAAUUACUGGAAAGCUAACAAGAAUGUUUUAAGUCCUGAUGGGGAACGAAUUUAUGUUUUAAAUUACGUUGAAUCUAAAUUGAUAACACUUGAUAAAAGUGGCCAGGUACUAUCUACAUUAGAUGAUUCUGAACUACAGGAACCCACUGGUCUUUGUGUAAGCCCUAGUGGUCAUGUGUUUGUGUGUGGGGAGGGGUCGCAAACUGUGUUACAUUUAAACAGGGAGGGAAGACGGAAGCUCUCCACAGUGGCCAGGAAGUCUGGUGGCAUGUUUAAGCCUCGUUCAGUUUCGUCUCAUUGUUGGGUAUUAUUUUAAUAACAAUAUCAUUGUUGUCAAGUUGUGUUGAACUACGAAUUGGAUUCCGUUGUGUGCUGAAAUAGGAAGAUUGAAAAGGGCAAACCAAGAGCAUUUUCGUUGAAAAAUUUAUGGAAUGUGAAAAAAAACAUAAGAAAACUUGUUGGAAACAAUAAGAUUUUGAAAGAAAAUAAAAGUGACAGUAGUAGUUGUCAAAUGAUAAACUAACUACUAAUGAUUUAUAAUUAUACACAAGUCAUUUUCCUAUGGUAUUAAAAAUCAUUAGAUAGGAUAUAUUAGAACAUAUUAAAUAAAUGAUGAUUUAAUAUUAAUACAGUACAGGACAUUAAUCUAAAAAAAUAGUAUUAAAACAAAUAAAUAUUGGAUAUGUCAUGAAUUUUGAGGCUAGUGUAGCUAGCAGACAUUGAAUAAACAAUUGAAUGAGUGAGCUAUUCGACUUAGACCACAGACAAUUUAUUUGAUAGUGAAUUUUGUGACAUUAUUUGACAAAGUGUGCUUCGUUUUCCAUAAAGGAUAUUAAAGCUGCACUCUCACAGAUUGAACAUUUUGACAACUUUUUUACUUUUUGUUUCGGAACGAGCCAAUUUUUGCGAAAAUCCAUGGAAACCCGAGCUACAUAAGAGUGCUGACUAAAAACAAGAUCGCAGAUUUUUAUAUUUUAGUUCAAAAACUGAUGUUUUAUGCAUUUUUCUUAAACCGUUAGUAACGAUUUAAGCCAUAAACCAUUAAUUUUCGAACGGAAAUAUGAAAAUCUACAAUCUGAUUUUUUGACAACAAUCUUAUAUCAUUGGUUUGCAGAUAUUUACGCAAAAAUUUGCUCUUUCCAAGACAAAAAAUAAAAAAAGUUGUAAAAAUGGUAUUCUGUGAGAGUGCAGCUUUAAACACUGUUGCAUAGUAGGUAAAGCUUGUUGAUUAAAAUACAUGAACGUAUUAGUGUAUGUUAAAAAAUAAUAUUUGAUAUUAAGACGUACUGUAAAAGAUGUUUUUUUGUAAGUUCGAACAAAAUUGUGUCAGUGAUGUAUUUGGAGUUGUCACACUCGUAUUGAAUUAGAUCAUAGUACAACAUAAUGCGUGUGGAAUAUAUCAAAAUUGCUAUUCAUGUAUGUGAUUGAUCGACUGAAAGAAGCUGUGGUCUAAGUCAUGUUCACACUUACUGACCAAAGUUAUAUCACAGUUUUUAAUUGAUUGUGAAAAAAACGUCGGAAGAGUUCAAAUUUAUAGACGUGUGUUGUGGUAUAUUGACUGUAUUCUCUAAUAUAGCACAAUUGUAUACACUAUCAUACAAAAGUUGUUCUGUCCUGUUUAACUCUCCCAUGUUUCUUGGAGUUGCUAAUAACAGACAUACUUGAAGGUGUAAAUAUGUUCGUUUAGGUUUUGGGUGAAGCGUUGUAUGUAUUAUUGGAAUGAUGUGAGUUUUAACGUGUUUCAUGUUAAUUCAUGUAAACUUUUAUUGAUCAAUACUUCUUUACAAUAUUUAAUACAAUUAUGAGAUUGUAAAAAGCAAUAAAA
This is a messenger RNA of Mya arenaria, 3341 nucleotides long. RefSeq lists its product as uncharacterized. Bases 604 to 1548 code for a protein of 314 amino acids. The transcript has 2 exons. Lineage: Eukaryota; Metazoa; Mollusca; Bivalvia; Myida; Myidae. The record is from RefSeq and is a predicted model, not a curated record.